AUGAAUAGGUUUACUUCUACUGCAACAAUUGAUCAAUCAACAGAAAGAUCAUUAGAUUUGACAGAAAAUACGGAUAUCUCAAUUACAGCAACACCCGGUACACCAAAUUUCAGAUCAAGUGAAGAUGAUACUACAAUUGAGAUUAUAAGGGAUACACAAUCUUACGAAGAAUCACAAAGUACUCCAUUUGUAGACGAAGUGAUGACAUCAACCAAUCCACCAAAAAAUAGAUGGAGAAUUAUAGCAUGUCUUUUAUUCAAUUUUACUUUGGGAUUUAGUGAUGCAGCACCAGGUGCCCUUUUGCCAUAUAUUGAAUCUUUCUAUAGUAUUAAUUAUGCAAUUACUUCAUGUAUUUGGGUAAGUAAUGCUGUUGGGUUUAUUUUAGUUGCUUCUAUAUCUCAUAAGAUUCAAUGGUUAGGAAAGCGGUACAGUUUUCUUGUUGGUACAAUUUUAAGUUGUAUAAUGUACGCGAUUGUAUCUAGUGGCACGUACUUCCCUAUAAUUGUUGUUGGUUUCUUUUUUGGAGGUUGUGGAUCAGCGAUAGUUGCUGCUCAAUGUAAUGUAUUUUUAAGUAGAUUAGAUAAACAAUCCAAGUAUUUAGCAUUUUAUCAUGGGACUUAUGGUGUUGGUGCAACUGUAUCUCCUUUGGUAGCUACUAGUAUGGUUAAUAAGGGUAUAAAAUGGCAUUUUUUUUAUUUGAUUUUGUUAGGAUUGAUGCUUUUAACUUUGGGUAAUUUAUUCAUGUCGUUUGAAACUGCUGAUGAAGAUUUGCAAAAAUGGUAUAUUGAAGAUGAUCAAUCGCCAAACAUCGAGUUAAAUGACUUGAACUCAUUGAGAAAUUCAUCAACCACUACUCAAAAACUGGACAUGAUAUUAGCUUUGAAAAAUCACAUUACAUGGUUAAUUGCAUUUUUUUGUUUAUUUUAUCAAGGUGCAGAAGUUUCAUUAGCUGGUUGGAUAGUUACAUUUUUGUUAGAUUAUAGACAUUCAAACCAUAAGACAACCGGGUAUAUUGCUUCGGGACUUUGGGCUGGUUUAACUAUUGGUAGAUUAUUAUUAACUCAACCUAUACAUAAAUUUAUUGGAAUCAAGAGAGGUGUGUUGAUUAUUUCUGUGGUGUCUAUAAUUUUAGUUGGUUUGACUUGGGGUAUACCAGUAAUCAUAGCAGAAGCUACAUUAGUUUCAGUAGCUGGUAUAUUCAUUGGUCCAAAUUAUCCCCUUUUAGUGACUUAUGGAACACAACCAGGUCUUAUACCCAGAAAAAUUCAAUUAGUUUCAUUAACUAUAAUGACAGCAUUUGGAUCUUCUGGAGGUGCUUUAUUUCCAUUUUUGACUGGGUUAUUAUCUCAAAGAUUUGGAACUUUUGUUGUCUUACCUAUUUUUAUUACAUUGUAUUGUUUGAUGACUUUACUUUGGGUUAUGUUACCUAAUAUUGAGAGACAGAAUAAAGAGACUAGAAGUAAUUUCGGAUUUUGGGAAAGAAUUUGGUAA
Messenger RNA from Lodderomyces jiufengensis, 1491 nucleotides. RefSeq lists its product as uncharacterized. Gene Ontology annotation, cellular component: membrane. Lineage: Eukaryota; Fungi; Ascomycota; Pichiomycetes; Serinales; Debaryomycetaceae. The record is from RefSeq and is a predicted model, not a curated record. The transcript has a single exon. Gene Ontology annotation, biological process: transmembrane transport. The coding region runs from base 1 to 1491 and encodes 496 amino acids. Gene Ontology annotation, molecular function: transmembrane transporter activity.